AUCAAAGAACCUAGUUAAACAGCUAGUUGUAAAGAGCGAGUAAGAAAGACCACGCCAACCAUUAAAACCAAACUUCUUUAAUUUCGGUUUCUGGUCUCUUCAGCUCCUUUCCCAAAUCGCCAUUUUCGGGGAGCUCUCUAUCAAAGCUGAAACUUUACCAGCGAGCUUUCUCUCUCUCCAGUUCUCAUCAUUGACUGGUUUGGUCCAGUUCCAAAAGGUAAACCAUACUCUUUCUUCUUGGCAUGGUUUUCUUUGUUCAAAGGCUAAGAUGUUGUAGCUCACAGCCUCAUUCCUUCAGUUUGGUCAAUUGAGCUUGAUUUAUGAUUUCUCAGUUGAUUUGUUGAUCCGGGUUUUUGAAAAAGCAUAGAUCUUGAUCUUUGAUAGUUGUUUUUUGUUGGGUAAAGUCAAAUCCAAAGUGGGUAUGAACACCACUAACUUUGAAGCGGUGUUCAUUUUUGUUUUUCUUUGUGUGUCCACCACAAUCCAUGUUGUUUUGGCUGCUAAUUAUAUCCCAUCUGAUAAAAUCUUCCUAAAUUGUGGUGGGCCUCCUGAAACCACCGAUUCCAAUGGCCUGAAAUGGACAUCGGAUAAAGGCUCUAAGUUUGCAUCUGGUGCCAACUCCACCACAUCCCCAGCUGCCACUCAAGAUCCUGCAGUCCCUGAAGUUCCUUUCAUGACUGCUAGGGUCUUCCGUUCUGAGUAUACCUAUAAAUUUCCAGUUGCCUCGGGUCGAAAAUUUAUCCGUCUUUACUUCUACCCUGCUUCCUAUGCGGGGCUCAAUGCUUCUAAUGCUAUUUUUACUGUCACUGCUCAGUCCUAUACUCUCCUUAAGAACUUCAGUGUUGCUCAAACAACAGAGGCUUUGGAUUAUGUUUUUAUUACCAAGGAGUUUUCGGUCAAUGUCGAAGGUGAGACAUUGAACAUUUCAUUUGCACCCUCUUCCAGCGUUGCGGACGCAUAUGCGUUUGUGAAUGGGAUUGAGAUUGUGUCAAUGCCUGAUAUUUACAGCGCUGCUGAUGGUACCAUGAUUGUGGGUCAAUCGAGUCCUUUCUUCAUUGAUAACAGCACUGCCCUUGAGAAUGUUUAUCGGAUAAACGUGGGUGGUAAGGAUAUCUCACCGCCAGGUGAUACGGGUCUCUUUAGGUCCUGGUAUGAUGACACCCAAUAUCUCUUAGGGGCAGCAUUUGGGGUUCCUGAAACUGCUGAUCCAAACAUGACAGUUAAGUACCCUAAGAACAUGCCUACUUAUAUUGCACCAGAGGAUGUCUAUACCACUGCCAGAUCAAUGGGGCCAAAUGCUAAGAUCAACCUCAAUUACAAUUUGACUUGGAUAUUCUCAAUCGAUUCUGGAUUCUCUUACCUGGUUCGGCUACAUUUCUGUGAGGUUGCCCAAAUUUUAACCAAGGUUAAUCAAAGAGUGUUCGAUAUCUUUCUCAACAAUCAAACUGCUGAGUCUGCGGCUGAUGUUGUUGCCUGGGCUGGAGGCAAUGGAAUUCCAGUGUACAGGGAUUAUGUGGUGUUGGUUCCAAAGGGAAGCCCACAGGUGGAUCUAUGGCUUGAACUGCAUCCAGACACUUCUGCUAAGCCAAAUUACUAUGAUGCAAUCCUAAACGGAGUUGAGAUAUUCAAGAUUAAUGAUACAACUGGUAACCUCGGAGGGCCUAAUCUUAUUCCUCUUCCGAAGCAGGAUACCAUUGACCCAACUAAGGUUAGAUCAUCAUCAGGUCAUGGCAAGGCUAAGAGUGAUCACAAAGCAGUUAUUGCUGGGGGAGUUAGUGGUGGAAUUGUUUUGGCCCUUGUCCUUGGUUUCUUUGCUAUUUGUGUGGCACGCCACCGUAGACAUGGGAAGGACUCAAGUACAAGCGAAGGGCCAUCUGGGUGGCUCCCUCUGUCUUUAUAUGGAAAUUCACAGUCUGCAGUUUCUGCAAAGACAAACACAACAGGAAGUUACACGUCCUCCCUUCCUUCAAACCUUUGUCGCCAUUUCUCGUUUGCUGAGAUCAAAUCUGCCACCAAAAACUUUGAUGAGGUGCUACUGCUUGGGGUGGGAGGUUUUGGCAAGGUUUACAAGGGUGAAAUCGAUGGUGGAGCAACCCAAGUAGCAAUCAAGCGUGGAAACCCACUCUCUGAGCAAGGUGUGCAUGAAUUCCAAACUGAGAUUGAAAUGCUCUCAAAGCUUCGCCAUCGUCAUCUUGUUUCUCUGAUUGGCUACUGUGAAGAAAACUGUGAAAUGAUCCUUGUUUAUGACUACAUGGCUUAUGGAACCCUGCGUGAGCAUCUGUACAAGACCCAAAAGCCCCCUCUACCCUGGAAGCAAAGGCUUGAGAUUUGUAUUGGAGCUGCUCGUGGUUUACACUAUCUUCACACUGGUGCCAAGCACACCAUCAUCCACCGCGAUGUAAAAACAACUAAUAUUCUUUUAGACGAGAAGUGGGUUGCGAAGGUUUCGGAUUUUGGGCUGUCAAAAACAGGUCCUACAUUGGACAACACACACGUCAGCACAGUUGUAAAAGGCAGCUUUGGGUAUUUGGAUCCAGAGUACUUUAGGCGGCAACAACUGACAGAAAAAUCUGAUGUCUACUCAUUUGGGGUUGUUCUAUUUGAGAUCUUAUGUGCUCGUCCAGCCUUGAACCCGUCACUUCCAAAGGAGCAAGUGAGCUUAGCAGAGUGGGCUGCACAUUGCCACAAGAAGGGCAGUCUCGAUCAUAUCCUUGACCCUUAUCUCAAGGGGAAGAUAACACCAGAAUGCUUCAAGAAGUUUGCUGAGACAGCAAUGAAAUGUGUGUCAGAUCAAAGCAUUGACAGGCCAUCAAUGGGAGAUGUGCUUUGGAACCUUGAGUUUGCUUUGCAGCUACAGGAGAGUGCUGAGGAGAGUGGCAAGGGUAUUGGUGCAAUGGAACUUGAGGAAGAGCCGUUCAUGGCCUGCAAAGGGAAGAAGUACCCUGAUGCAGUGCCUGCCUUUGAUGGUAAUGUGACAGACUCAAGGAGCAGCGGGAUGAGCAUGAGCAUAGGUGGCCGGAGCCUAGCUAGCGAUGACUCUGAUGGAUUGACACCAAGUGCUGUGUUCUCACAGAUCAUGAACCCUAAAGGACGUUAAGAAGAUUGAAGAUAUGGCUCCUCCCUUAAUCAAUCAGGCAAUGAAGUUUGCUGUAUUUCUUUUUCCAACUUUUCAUUCAUUUAAGUUACUGUUAUUUUCUAGUGUUAUUCGAGUCUUCCAAUAUGAUUUGAUCACGUUUAGUUGUAAUUUUGUAUCUAUAGUUACAUGAAGAGUUUGAAAAUAAUGUUUCCUACUUCUACUUGCUUUGGUUUAGACGAUUGUUGAUUUGGCUUCUAUAUAUUCUUAUCCUUUGGUA
Prunus dulcis (almond) is the source of this 3353-nucleotide messenger RNA. RefSeq names its product receptor-like protein kinase FERONIA. Gene Ontology annotation, biological process: protein phosphorylation. Bases 422 to 3097 code for a protein of 891 amino acids. The record is from RefSeq and is a predicted model, not a curated record. Gene Ontology annotation, molecular function: ATP binding; protein kinase activity. NCBI's taxonomy places the organism in Eukaryota, Viridiplantae, Streptophyta, Magnoliopsida, Rosales, Rosaceae. The transcript has a single exon.